AUGACUGAACGUCCUGCUGCACCUGUCAAGCUCUCUCUGCCACUAAAAUAUCAGCAGGAUUUGUUCAACGAGCUCCGCAACGAAGAUGAGCUCGUCAUUCUCGCUCGAGGGCUGGGCCUCUUGCGGAUCGUGACCAAUCUACUACAUGCUUUUGAUGCAGCUGGUAACAAUCUGAUCAUAGUGGUUGGCGCCGAUGAGAGAGAAAAUGAAUGGAUUGGCGAAGCCCUUGCGGAGCACUAUGCGAUCAGCAAGUCUCCUCUGGCAAGAGGAUUGAAAGUGAUCAAUACAGAUAGAGCCACUGUUCCUAUGAGAGAGAAAACGUAUAAUCAAGGGGGUAUAUUAAGCGUGACCUCGCGCAUAUUGGUUGUUGAUUUACUGUCCAGUAAGCAAGCUGAGCCGUGGGUCAUUGCAACCGCUCUAGAAGCUUUCAUCGUACGAGUAUAUCGCCAAUUCAAUCGAAAUGGUUUCCUCAAAGCGUUCUCUGAUAGCCCCGAGCCCUUCACCACUGGAUUUGCGCCUUUGUCCAAUAUGUUACGAAAUCUUUUCUUGCGGAAGCCGUCGCUCUGGCCUCGAUUUCAUGUCACUGUCGCCGAAUCCCUCGAGGGUCGGCGCAAGGCAGAAGUGAUUGAACUGGAAGUCCCCAUGACUGACAAAAUGAGAGACAUUCAAAAUGCAGUUAUGGAAUGCGUCGAAACGAGUGUAUCGGAGCUAAAGAAGGCUAACAGCGGUCUCGACAUGGAAGAUUGGACGUUGGAUAGUGCUUUGCAUAAAAAUUUUGAUGUUGCGAUACGUCGACAAUUGGAUCCGAUAUGGCACCGUGUCAGUUUCAGGACUCGACAGAUUGCCAAUGAUUUGACGGUGCUGAGAGCUAUAUUACACUCUCUUCUUACAUAUGAUGCGGUUUCUCUAUUAAAGUACUUGGACACAGUCGUUGCAGCUCAUUCGGCCCCGCCAGGUUCAACGAGACAUAGCUUUUCACCUUGGCUCUUUUUGGAUGCAGCACAUGUCCUUUUCGAAACGGCAAAAUCUCGUGUGUACCGCGGAAAGAUAACUGGCGCCGAGACAUUAACAACUCCGAGCGCAUUUUCUGCUGCAUUACAACCUGUUUUGGAAGAGCAGCCCAAAUGGCAUGUGCUUGCGGAAAUACUUCAGGAGAUUGAACAAGACGCAUAUUUGAAUCCGACACAGCGCGGCGAUUCAAAUAGUACAAUUUUGAUUAUGUGUGGUGAUCAGCGCACAUGCAGACAACUUCGAGAUUUUCUAUCAUUAAUGCAUGACAGUCCCCUUGCUGGAACUGACGAGGAAGACGAGGCUCUAGAUGAGAAAAAAUCACCCGAAGAUAGUACGUCAGGAGAAAUACUGAUGCGAAGGAAAUUGAGGGAGUAUCUCAAUUGGAAACAGAAGUUUUCCCGGGUCAAGGAUAAUCUCUACGUGCCGAAACAGAAUUCAACUGAUGCAACAAAUCGUGGGCAGAGUUCUGCUUCAGUCCCAGGAAGGGCUCCUCCAAAUAAGCGUCGACGUAUGCGUGGUGGUGGUUCAAACUCUCUGGUCUCUGCUCGUGCUCCGAAUUCAAGUGUGCAAGGCCAAGAUGAAGCCCCUAUCCAAGUAUCCGAAUUACUAGAAGAUCUCCAACCCACUUCAGUGGAGGAAGUGCUGAAGGAAGACAACGUCAUCGAUAAUUUAGAAGAUAUGGAAGAUUACUACGAGCUGUAUGAUAUGAAUGACCUCGUGAUGAUUCACCCUUACGACGGCGAUAUGGAUGAGCGAAUUUUGGAAGAAGCUCGUCCACGAUACAUUAUCAUGUAUGAGCCAGACGCUGCAUUCAUUCGCCGAGUUGAGGUAUACCGCAGUUCGCACAGUGACCGUAACGUGCGAGUGUACUUUAUGUACUACGGUGGCUCGGUUGAGGAGCAGCGCUACCUGAGCGCAGUGCGACGGGAAAAAGAUGCUUUCACAAAGCUCAUUACAGAAAAGGGCGGUAUGGCUGUGACUCUUACACACGACAAAAGUCUCGAAGAUCCUGAGGAACAGUUUCUCAGAACAGUAAAUACUCGAAUCGCUGGAGGUGGACGAUUGGCUGCCACUGCAGCACCACCUACGGUCGUUGUGGAUGUUCGCGAAUUCAGAAGCGCGCUCCCUUCUCUACUACAUGGUCGGAGUAUGGUCGUUGUUCCUUGCCAACUGACAGUUGGAGACUACGUCUUGACGCCUGAUAUAUGUGUUGAGCGUAAGUCCGUACGUGAUUUGAUCAGCUCUCUGAAGAACGGUCGUCUCUACAACCAGGCCGAGACGAUGCUAAAACAUUACAAAAAUCCACUUCUUCUGAUUGAAUUCGACCAGAAUAAGUCAUUCACCUUUGACGCUUUUGCGUCCGCUUCUCUACCUAGCACGAACUUUCUUUCGGACUACGUCUUCACGUCAUCCGGUAAUCCUGCAUCAGCCGCAAGCAGUUCUCUCGUCAAUCCAUCCACCCCUAAAUCGGCACAACACAUGCUUGUCCUCUUAACACUUGCAUUCCCACGAUUAAAAAUCAUUUGGUCAUCGUCACCAUAUCAGACCGCCGAAAUCUUUGCAGAAUUAAAGAACAAAAACCCGGAACCUGACCCCAUAAAGGCGGUUCAAAUCGGUCUCAAUGUUGAUAUUGCCACAUCUUCGAGUCCAGGCGAUGUCAUGGCUGCGGCUGGUAUAGAGCAUCGUGUGUUCCAUCAACUUCCGCAGGAUAUGCUUCGUUCCGUACCUGGGGUUACGCCGGUUGUUCUCGAGCGAUUGAGUCUGGAGACGAACAGUAUACACGAGAUUGCGAACAUGAGCGUGGAAGAGCUCGAUCCGCUUGUUGGGAAAGAGACGGCGCGGAAGAUUGUUAAAUUCUUCAGGAAAAGUGUAUUUGAGGAUGAAACAGAAGUUUCAUGA
Molecule: messenger RNA, 2910 nt
Organism: Talaromyces amestolkiae
Lineage: Eukaryota; Fungi; Ascomycota; Eurotiomycetes; Eurotiales; Trichocomaceae
Exons: 7
Coding region: 1-2910 (969 amino acids)
Biological process (GO): double-strand break repair via single-strand annealing, removal of nonhomologous ends; double-strand break repair via homologous recombination; nucleotide-excision repair involved in interstrand cross-link repair
Cellular component (GO): nucleotide-excision repair factor 1 complex
Molecular function (GO): single-stranded DNA binding; single-stranded DNA endonuclease activity; damaged DNA binding
Source: RefSeq, a predicted model, not a curated record